GGGUAUCGUAAGUUUAUUCAUACGCUUUAUUAAAACAGGAGUAGGCUAGGGUUUCCAAUUGCUUCAGCUCUCUCGAUUAACAAUCAGCAAAUCAGACCCACCCACGAAGACGACUGCUUUGUUGUUGUCCAUUAACGCUCGACACACGAAGACAAUGGCUCUGCAUCAACUGACGACGAAGGGACGGAUGAAUACGAUGGUUCUGUAUCAACCGGCGGCGAAGGGACGCACUGCUCUGCAUCGCCGGAAUACUUCAUACACAGACGGAGCUAGCCGCAUGAAGCUCUGCCGCUCCUCCAGCGCCGCUCCUUAUGUGCCGCUCCUUAUGCGCCGCUCCUUAUGCGCCGCUCAUCCAGCUCUAAUUGUCACUCUCUCAUCACCAGCAAUUCCAUGAUGUGGCUGUCCAUCACCUUUAUCACCUCUCUUUAGCCUUAUUUAUCUCCAGCAUCUCUAGGAAUAAAAAGUGCUAUGAAAGUGAAGUAUGCUAAUAUGUGUGAAAAAAGUGUUUCAACUUCUACAAAGGUUACCAUGGAAGGUUUUACUGAGAAAGUUGUAAACCCGAUGAAGAGCCUCGAUCUCUACGAGUCUCGGGGUUCUCCAAUUAUGCUCUCUAAGCUUUUCAGAAUUGGGCCGUCCCAUUUAUGUCAGGCCAAUUCAAGGUUUGGAAUUUGCAGUGGCGAAGUUCGUAGAAAGUGGCGGUUCAUUCGCCAACCACCACAUGGCAUUCAACAUUCAAGAUUCAUCAUUGAGCAAGAAAUCAAAAUCAAUGAGGCACAGAAGCACUGGGCAUCAUUUUGCUGCGAUGCUACGAAGAUUUGAUAUAAUUUUUAUAGCAUAUAGUAUUAAUUUAGUAGUAUGUCUUGUGAACUCAUAGCUAGUUUUUUUUGUUGAGCGUUGUGAACUCAUUGUUAGUUUUGUUGAGUGAUGUGAGCUCAUAGAUAGUUUUUGAUGAAUAUUUUUGGAUUUACUCAAUAUUGAUGUAAAUUGUGGAUUAUUGUUAGUUAUGAUUAAUGAAAUGUGUUUGUUGUUAUAUGAUAAAUGUUAUUUUGAUGAUG
Messenger RNA from Cuscuta europaea, 1055 nucleotides. NCBI's taxonomy places the organism in Eukaryota, Viridiplantae, Streptophyta, Magnoliopsida, Solanales, Convolvulaceae. The record is from the annotation of a GenBank genome assembly.